AAUGGAUUAAAGUAUACUAUUUAAGCCUCUUAAAAUGGGAGAUGUCGAACUUCCUAAUCGUAUUUGUAUGGCAGCUUUAACCAGAUAGAGAUGCGAAUCAAAAGACCUUGUUCCCACUGAUAUGAUUAUAGAAUAUUAUGGACUUAGAGCAGAGGCUGGAUUUAUAUUGACAGAAUGUGUUCCGAUUUCCUAAAGAUCUUUAGCUUUCCCAGGAGAGCCAGGAAUAUACACUAAGGAGUAGGUUGAAGGUUGGAAGAAGGUAGUUGAUAAAGUACACUCAAAAGGAGGAAGAAUAUAUGCUUAGGUAUGGCAUGCUGGAAGAGCUAGUCUAUCUACUUUAUAGGAUGGAUUAGAAAUUUGGGGUCCCUCACCAAUUAAGAUAAGGGGCAUCCAUAGAAGAGGUUUGACAGAACAUGAAGUACCUCAUGAAAUGACCAUAGAAGAAAUUCAAGAGGUCAUCUAACAAUUUAGAUAAGCUGCUGAAAAUUGUAAGGAAGCUGGAUUUGAUGGAGUUGAAUUGCAUGGAGCUCAUGGAUAUAUAAUUGAUUAGUUUCUUAGAGACAGUUCAAAUCAAAGAACUGAUGAAUAUGGAGGAAGUGUUGAGAAUAGAAGUAAAUUAUGUUUAUAGGUGAUUGAUGAAUUCAUUAAUGUUUUUGGAAGAGGAAGGGUUGGUAUUAAGAUAUCUCCAGUAGGUAGAUUGAAUGAUUAAUAUGAUUCUGAUCCUCUUAAGCUCUAUACCUAUUUGGUUAAAGAACUUGAGAAAAAGAAAAUUGCUUUUAUUGAAGUCAAAGAUGAUAAUGAUCCUGCCAAUUUAUUUGAUUUUGGUUAUCCAUCAAGUAAAGAAUAGAUUCCUGAUCUUUUUGAUGUCUUCAGACCAUUAUUUAGUGGUAUAUUAUUAGCCAAUAAUCAAUAUACACCAACAACAGCUAUUGAGGGUAUUGAAAAGGGAAAAUUUGAUGCAGUGACAUUUGGUAGAUUAUUUAUUUCAAAUCCUGAUCUUGUGGAGAGAGUUAGAAAUGGAUAUGAGUUAAAUACAAAUUGGGAUGUGGAUACCUUUUAUACUAAAGGUAUUAAAGGUUAUUUAGAUUAUCCAUUAUAUUCAUAAUAAUAAUAGAAAUGAU
Messenger RNA from Paramecium pentaurelia, 1121 nucleotides. The record is from the annotation of a GenBank genome assembly. Lineage: Eukaryota; Ciliophora; Oligohymenophorea; Peniculida; Parameciidae.